This is a messenger RNA of Lottia gigantea (owl limpet), 1329 nucleotides long. RefSeq lists its product as hypothetical. Bases 1 to 1329 code for a protein of 442 amino acids. The record is from RefSeq and is a predicted model, not a curated record. NCBI's taxonomy places the organism in Eukaryota, Metazoa, Mollusca, Gastropoda, Lottiidae. The transcript is spliced from 4 exons.
AUGCUCCCCAACUACAACAACCACUGGCAAGAAGCCAGAAAUAGAAACACUAAUCGUCAACCAAACCAAUAUCACGUACCCUACAACGGCCCUGUCUUCCAUCGACCUCUACCACAUACCAAUCGCCGACCACCAACCAACCCAUCCAGCUAUAUCCCACCCCAUCGCCGACCUACCUACAACACAGCCUACCAAUCAAGAGGUAACCAUCGACCUGACCAACAACAGAAACGACUACCAGCCCACCGACGCCAACCAGUCCCCACUCAUAAGGAGGAAGAACCCUUUGUGAAGGUGUUCUUCCAAGUUUUGCAGUGCCUCCAUCAUUUGGCAAUCCUUACCCUUCAACAGCAAGGCCAACCAGCGUUUACCUUCAAACGCAAAGUCUCUGGGUUGGAUAGUUUUAUCCGUCCAGCAAUGAAAACAUCAGCUGUCGACGCGAAUAUUAGAUCCCUCAAUCGGACAUGGCUCUGUAAGGUUACGCAGGUCUUGAUCGACCAUUACCAAACCACACUUCAAGAGAAGCUGACCACCAUUCGUACCAAGUCUUUAUCAUCACCUGCCGUCGACCGCAUCGUUUCUCAUGCCCUGUCCUGGGCCCGUCGCUCCUAUGGGAAACGUCUCACUCAAGCUGUAAUUUCCAAAUUCUACCAAACAAUCAACGAAACAAAAACCAGAGUAACCAUAUCUCUACCAACUGAAAUGGACACUACACCUGCACCAUCUAGAGCUACCACGCUGCCGAACCAAACCCCUAAACGAGCCCGAAGUUCACCUACUCCUAGUCCAGCAGACAUAGCGGCGGGUGCAGCAACUGGUGGGAUAUCUGCCGCAGUCAAAGCUGCCAAUGCAAAGAAAGCAGAGGAUUCUAAAAACGCUGAAGAACGCAUACAUAAUUUAAUAAUGGAAAAGGAAGCACAGAAAGCAGAUACUGCAAAAAAAGGUUCAGGAGUGAGAGAUAUGAUAGGCACAAUAAAAGAAUUUGGAAAAAGAUUUGGGGAAGAAACCAAGAAAACUGUUAAACAAGGAUUAAAUAAAUUAGUAGAUAGUAUUGACACAGGAGAAGUCAAAGUCAAACAUAAGGAAAAUCUACAAACUUUAUUUCAACCAAUAUUAAAAACUCAAGAGGAUAUUAAAAAGAAAUUAGCUUUAGAAUAUAGACCUUCUAUAGAACCUUAUAAAGAUCACCCAGAACCGAAUCAAUAUGGUGUUGAUGAAGCAGAUGAUGAAGCAGAUGAUGAAUAUGAAGAUGAGGUAUCAGAUGAUUAUGCUGAAGACAACAAUCCAAUCAUACAAGAAAUAGACGAAUUCGAAGAUAUGGUAUCAUGA